Molecule: messenger RNA, 423 nt
Organism: Colletotrichum aenigma
Lineage: Eukaryota; Fungi; Ascomycota; Sordariomycetes; Glomerellales; Glomerellaceae
Exons: 1
Coding region: 1-423 (140 amino acids)
Source: RefSeq, a predicted model, not a curated record
AUGAAUUCAGUCACCCUGAAGCCAGUGACCCAAUCCAGGGUCGCGGACAUCUCGGAUCGGCUCCCAGUCUUGCUGCUCGAGCGUAACCAGUGGCCCGCGAGCUACGUCAAGUCGCACGUGAAAAAGUCCCCCGCCUGCAUCACAUCCCGCAAAGGCACGCAGUUGCCCCUGGAGUUGUGGCUCGAUAUUAUCGAGAUUGUUGAAUAUGCACCUGACUACUGUGCUCUUCUGCAGCCAGUCUCAGUUCGCGAGACCAACGGUCGAUCUCUCCUCGUUUGCGUCGAGAUAACCGAUUGGGAUACUUGUGGAGAACUCAAGUACACAUGGGCCUACGAACAUCAUCUCUACAAUCCUUACCAGAAAGACGGUUACGUGAAGAUGAAGGAAGGUGAUGAAGAGCCCCGACCCAUGGAGAAUACCUGA